Molecule: messenger RNA, 1260 nt
Organism: Schistocerca americana (American grasshopper)
Lineage: Eukaryota; Metazoa; Arthropoda; Insecta; Orthoptera; Acrididae
Exons: 1
Coding region: 1-1260 (419 amino acids)
Source: RefSeq, a predicted model, not a curated record
AUGGAGAACAAUGCCAACGACGCCAAUGCCAACGACGCCAAUGCCAACGACGCCAAUGCCAACGACGCCAAUGCCAACGACGCCAAUGCCAACGACGCCAAUGCCAACGACGCCAAUGCCAACGACGCCAAUGCCAACGACGCCAAUGCCAACGACGCCAAUGCCAACGACGCCAAUGCCAACGACGCCAAUGCCAACGACGCCAAUGCCAACGACGCCAAUGCCAACGACGCCAAUGCCAACGACGCCAAUGCCAACGACGCCAAUGCCAACGACGCCAAUGCCAACGACGCCAAUGCCAACGACGCCAAUGCCAACGACGCCAAUGCCAACGACGCCAAUGCCAACGACGCCAAUGCCAACGACGCCAAUGCCAACGACGCCAAUGCCAACGACGCCAAUGCCAACGACGCCAAUGCCAACGACGCCAAUGCCAACGACGCCAAUGCCAACGACGCCAAUGCCAACGACGCCAAUGCCAACGACGCCAAUGCCAACGACGCCAAUGCCAACGACGCCAAUGCCAACGACGCCAAUGCCAACGACGCCAAUGCCAACGACGCCAAUGCCAACGACGCCAAUGCCAACGACGCCAAUGCCAACGACGCCAAUGCCAACGACGCCAAUGCCAACGACGCCAAUGCCAACGACGCCAAUGCCAACGACGCCAAUGCCAACGACGCCAAUGCCAACGACGCCAAUGCCAACGACGCCAAUGCCAACGACGCCAAUGCCAACGACGCCAAUGCCAACGACGCCAAUGCCAACGACGCCAAUGCCAACGACGCCAAUGCCAACGACGCCAAUGCCAACGACGCCAAUGCCAACGACGCCAAUGCCAACGACGCCAAUGCCAACGACGCCAAUGCCAACGACGCCAAUGCCAACGACGCCAAUGCCAACGACGCCAAUGCCAACGACGCCAAUGCCAACGACGCCAAUGCCAACGACGCCAAUGCCAACGACGCCAAUGCCAACGACGCCAAUGCCAACGACGCCAAUGCCAACAUCAGCAGUCACUCGAAUCAUCAUAUGGCUGUUUUGACACCUCCAGAAGGGAAUGGGACUCUCACUCGUGCUAACGUCGCGCCAUUUCUGAAAACUGACUUGGCUGAAAAGCCGAGAGCUCUAGAGAAGUUAGAGAAGGACAACAAGUACAAAGAUCGUUCCAGCCACAUAAGAAUUUUUAGAGUUCGACAGAGAGCUUUAACGCUCUUAUCUUUGAUGAGAGGUUCCAAUCAAAUAUUACGGCAGGAAUAA